CCAGCUAGCGCCAGGCGCCUCCAAGGGACCCACCGGACCAGGCAGCGCCAGGCGCCUCCAAGGGACCAACCGGACCAGCUAGCGCCAGGCGCCUCCAAGGGACCCACCGGACCAGGCAGCGCCAGGCGCCUCCAAGGGACCAACCGGACCAGGUAGUGCCAGAUGCUUCAGAGAAACCGACCAGAUAAGGUACUUCAGAGGGACGGACAAGGUAGCGCCUGACACUUCAGAGGGACCUACUGGACCAGCCCGAUAACCUAUAUCCAGAGCAGACCAACACCUGGCAGUGCUGAUGAGCAUGGAAAACAUUCCAAGAUGCUUGGCACACUGCAGUGCUGCCCCUUAGAGGGCAGGAGCCUUCCUGGGUGCCCCCAAUCCAACCUCCAGCUCGACACCUGAAGCAUAAGGCUUGUUUAGCCCCGGCCAGAAGAGCACAGCAGAGAGCAUUGUCCCGUGAUCCAAGUAUGGAGCCCUGGAUCUGGGCCCACCUCCUUCUGGAGGCUGCAGUAAGUGAUCCCAGCUGGGUGAGACAACAUCUUUUAUUGGGUCCAGUUCUGUGGAUGAAAGACAAGUGUCUGGGCUACCCAGAGCUGGUUUUCAGCUCCACGAAAGGUGCUUCAAAAUGGAUUCCUUAAGGAUCCCCUCCAUGAUUUUUCCGGGGACUGAGGGUUACCCGAGCUGCCAGACCCUCGCAGAGAGCCUCUUCCUACCGCAUCGGAAGCAAGGAGACACUAGUGGCUCCGCGCCCUCCGUCAGGAAGCCACCUGGCCCCGCGGCAGCGGCGAUGGACGUGGGAGAGGCGGCUGUCCGGAGGGUCUGCGUCAGGUGUUGCCCCUUGCUCCAGCCCACGCGUCCUGCAGGCCGAGGGGGAAGUGGUUGUGUCGAAGGCUCAGCUGGAAGCCUUGGUCAGCAAAGGAGAGAGAUGAUUGCGGAGGGCACGCCAGACCGUUUCCCUGUGUUUUUGAUGCAGCAGGGAGAGGAGACCGAGCCUGGGAGAGAUCGAGGAGCCGGCCUCCGGAAACGAGCGGAUGCUCAGAAGAGAGGUGCUGGAGAUUCACAGCGUAUCCUGGUUGCCGUCCUAACGAAUGAGGUCAGCGCAGUCUCCGUGCAGUCUCUGAGCCGGCUGAGAGCACUGUACUCCUCCUGUGGCACCCGGGUUGGGUUACGUAUCGUCCCAGUGGCUUGUUCCGAGACUUGGUGCCAGAGGAGGAGAGGGACGUCAGAAAAGUCGCCCUCGUGAGCCAGCUGCUUCCCUGAGUCAGGAAGGAACAGCUGAUCUCCCCGGGAAAGCGAAAGGAGACAUGAGUGCGAUAGGAAGGACCCAGCACAAGCCACAUGCAAACUUGAGCCUGUCUGACCGUUUGCCCUUCGGAAGCUCCGUCAAGGGGCUGCUUUGUUUUUCUGAUCACAGCUUUGCUGCAUUCACAGCGACACGAAGGGCUGGCUCAGCAUUUCCAUUUUAAGCACUUGUUUUCCGGGGGCUUGUGUGCGCUGGGGGGAAAAAACCGCACUCAGCCCUAACCCCAUCGCUCUCAGGGCUGCCGCAUAAGGCAGGCCCCCCUCUACCUGCUGGGAGGUUUGGGGUGGGAGGGACAGCUGUGUAAUAUUCGGAUCUGGUGCAUGGGAUAGAGUCCUCUGAAACGUGGGAUGCGAUAGGACACAGUGCCCCUCCCCCAAACAGGGGGACACAGAAAUGUGGGCUCAGAUCUCCCUGUGGCUCUCGCCCUAAGAGUCACGUCCUAAUCUUGCAAACACUGACGGGUGCGAGUAAUUUUAUGCAAAUGCCUGAAAUCUGCCCCCGGCAGAGAGCCGGCGUGUUAAGCCCCUGUGAACCUCACACGGGUCCUCUGCAUGGGGUGAUUUCACCCACGGGGCAGGCCCACUCAUUUUGGUGCCUAAGUGUUUGCAGGAUCAGGGCCCCAGCUUGCUGUGUGGGGAUGGAGGGCUGGGAUCCGGACAGUCUGCCACUGCCAGGGUUGUGGCCCCUUGACUCGGGCAAGGCCCCGCAGGCCUCUUCCAGAGCCCCAUGAAAGCGGGUGACUUGGGAGAUUCCACGCGGAAGGCAUGAAUGGAUGGGUUAAACCAACCCCACCCCAGAAGGGCAAGUCUAAUUUUGAAGCCCUAGCAUGGGUGGCAAGCCUCACCCCCUCCGCCCCUUCAGCAACCUCCCCCUGUGGAGCUAUGCCCUGGCCAACCCCAACCCUGAAGCCUGAUCCUUCCUGGCCAGCCGGAGGACUGGGCUGCUGCGGCUCUAGCCCUCCCAUGUGGCUGGGGAGCCCAGCUGCUACGCCACAGUCCCAGCCCUCCCAAGGGUCCAGGGAGCAUAGGCACUUUGGGGAAGUCAACGUCUUCCCUUGCCUACAUCACCGACCGCCCACGAGCCUGCGCUAUGCACUGUUGGGUGUGCGGAAACGCCUGGCCAAGCCAAUUGCACGGAAGGGAGUAAACGGAUCCUAUUGAAUCUCUCCCUUCAUGUGAGCCCAGAACUGGAGCCCAGGUGUUUGCUAAGAAUCCUGGCCAGUCACGCUCUCCUCCGUGUAAUGCGAAGGGGCAGCUCAUCAGCUAGCGUAAAUCCGUGCCGCUCUCUCGAUGCAAAUGCAGCUCCAUGCGUGUGCACCGGCCAAGUCUGCUGCCGCCGAAUCUAUUCUGAGUGUUUUGGUUGUAAUCUUAGAAAAAAAAAUCCUCGCUUUUUUUUUAUUUUUUUUUACUCCUUGUUAUUUAAAGAUGGUUUAAAUU
Molecule: messenger RNA, 2736 nt
Organism: Pelodiscus sinensis (Chinese soft-shelled turtle)
Lineage: Eukaryota; Metazoa; Chordata; Testudines; Trionychidae
Source: RefSeq, a predicted model, not a curated record